AUGUUCCAGCUGAUAGCCACUGUAUUCCAAUUCAUCCUGCGUAUCUACAAGAACUUUUAUCCUCCCGAGGUACCCAAAGUACCCUCUCCCAUCCGCUUCGGGAUCCUGGGUGCGGCAGCCAUCACGCCGCCUGCGCUUGUUAUCCCCGCCAAAAGUCACCCCGAGGUCGUGCUCAAGGGCGUGGCCGCUCGCGACCGUGCUCGCGCAGAUGCUUUCGCGCGUAGGCACGGCGUCGAGCAUGUGUACGACUCCUAUGAAGAUCUCCUUGCCGACCCGGAGAUUGACGCCAUCUAUAACCCUCUGCCAAACACGCUGCACUACGAAUGGACGAUGCGCGCGCUGGCGGCGGGCAAGCAUGUCCUCUGCGAGAAGCCAAUGGCGAACACGGCGGAGGAGAUUAGGGAGAUGUUCGCAUUUGCUGAAAAGAAGGGACUCGUGCUUUUGGAGGCGUUUCAUUAUCGCUUUCACCCCGCUGCCCAGCGCGCCAAGGCCAUCCUGGAAAGCGGCGAGCUUGGACCCAUCAAGUCCGCUGACUUCCAGUUCAUGCUCCCUACCGGAUUUAUUCGCCAGGGUGACAUACGGUACUCCUACGCCCUCGGCGGCGGCGCCAUGAUGGACAUCGGCUGCUACGGGAUGCAUCUAUUCCGCUACCUCAUCGGCGCCAACCCCACCUCCGUCAUCGCCGUCACGAACUCGCCGCCACCCUUCCUCGCCGACCCCCUCGUCGACCACCGCACCACCGCCGCCCUCGCCUUCCCCAACAACGUCACCGCCUCUCUCAACGUCGACUACGCGCGACCCCUGCGCUGGGGCAUCCUGCCGCACCUGCCGAACUUCCGCGCCAUCGUGCGCUGCGAGGCAGGCAUCAGCAUUUUUGGGAGAACCGCAUUUGUGCUCGCCGGGGAUAUGAUGUGA
Schizophyllum commune H4-8 is the source of this 915-nucleotide messenger RNA. Its product is annotated as NAD(P)-binding protein. NCBI's taxonomy places the organism in Eukaryota, Fungi, Basidiomycota, Agaricomycetes, Agaricales, Schizophyllaceae. The record is from RefSeq and is a predicted model, not a curated record. The transcript has 5 exons. Bases 1 to 915 code for a protein of 304 amino acids. Gene Ontology annotation, molecular function: nucleotide binding.